UUCUUUUCAUCAUUUUUAUUCUCCUCGCUUUUCCAAUUAUGUGUGUAUUUUUUUGUUGUUGAGGGGGUUAAAUUCUCCGCCACUUCUUCAUUAGCAUCAUCUUAUUUGGACCGCAAUGAAUAUGAAAUGAAUUUAUUCACCAAAGUUUGAAAGUGCACAAUAAAUUUGAUUUGCAAAUCACACAGAAAAGAGCGGAAAAAAGGAAACUUUGUCUCUCAAGUUUAACUCAAUAAGAAGUUAAGGAAUUUUCUAUUAGAAUGUUACAUUGUUAAGUUGUAAUUUGGUUUCUGACACGCGGUGAAUUAUUUAUUGAUUGAAAGGCAAUUGUGAAGGAGUUUCAUUAAUGGCUAUUGUUGUAUAAUUAAGCUCAUUGCUGGAGCGUGACAAGCCCCUUUCCGGUUAUCUUAAUGCAUAUUUUAAUGUAUGCAAACUGCAAUGGAGCCUUUCUCCAGAUUGAGUCGUGUUAUCAAACUAGUGAUUAUUUUGCAGUUUUAUGUUGUAGAAAGGAAUUGAUUGGAAUUACAGUGAAAUAUGUGUGUUUCUCUUGAGUCUCUGAAUAGACAAUAGAGUCUUCUGCGAAGGUUUUGUCUGAUAAGCACACAUCGUAUAUUAUCAGAAUACGCAAGGUUGAUCUCAAUAUACGAUUCACGACUGCAGAAUUUAGUACAAAUCCACACCUUUUGCCGGGAAUUAUGUGUGCUUGUGCAGCAGGUGAAAUCGAUACAGAGUAAUGGUGACAAUCACGACUUUGAAAGUACACAUCCGAUCUCCAGCCUCCAGAGCAGCACGCGAAGAUGUCGAUAGAUUUGUUGUAAAUUCAAUGCUCAUGAUUAAUAUGUUCACAUAAACGCUAUAUGCAAAAUAGGCUCGCCGAAUACGUUAUGCAGAUUGAUUUGUGUGCCGGGAAAAAGAUUCUAAUUGGGGCUUUUGUGGGUGUUGCGAUCUUGUGAGAAUGGUGACGAUGUUCUCCGGAUGCGCGAUGGGGUGAAUGACAAAGGCUUUUCUCAUGCAGAAACAUGUGUGUUAUCACCCAUUGUCGGCACUCUUGACAUGGAUACAAGAAGAAGCGAAUAUCCCACAGAGAGUGAGGGCAAAAUCGAAACAAUCCACACAAGAUCUGGGGGAGACAACGUUUAGUCAAGUUGUUGGCAAAGUUGAAUAAAUAAUCAUGACCCUGAACGAUAAACGAUAAAUCAAAUGACAUGAGAACAAAAAGGGAAUAUAAAUUCGCUUUUGCGUAAUUUAGAUUGCUUGCAAGCGCGCCACUCUUGAGCAUAAGAUUGCUCUGCAGAGAGCUCGGAAGGGAGGAGAGGAAUUACAUCUUGUGACAAUGCAAACUGACUGACCAGCUUCCCAUAUCAGAUCCGACGCGAUGCUGUGGCGGGGCGCAAUGCAACCAGCUUAUAUAAAGACUCAGCACACCUUCUCAUUCUUGAUAUCGAAGUCAAUCGCACACCUCCGAAGUGGAUGACACCCAGCAUCGCUCUUUCAGCCCGUGCGCAAGAGAAGUUGUUGGGAAACUCUCAGUCGGAGUGAGAUUACAUUAUUAGCCUGUGUGUUGCCCAUCCCCUUUUGUUAAAGCACCCUUCUUCACCGUCAUCUGAGUGUCUAGCAAUCGCUCUCUAUUGUGUGUCCUUGCAUGUGAUUGUGAAGUUGUUGUCUCUCCUUAUCACACUGUCUUAUCACUACCAAUCGACACACGGCAACCAUGGAAGUGCAAUUUCAGCCAAAAGCCCAAUUAAAUUCCCAAUCGAAGGCAUUCAAUGAGGAUUUCAUCGAAUAUGGGAUUUCCAAUUUGCUGUCGCUGCGAAGAGGAAUUGGAGUGGCGACGCAAAAGAUGUCUUCUCCAUCAGCAAAUGCAACAAAAAUCCGCUAUGAACCAGUCACAGACAAGGAUACCGAAGAGAUUCUGAGACUCUUGAAGACAUUCUUUUUCAAAGAUGAACCAUUGAAUACGUAUUUGGAUUUAGGAGAAUGCAAAGAAUUGGAGCUUUACUCAACAAAGUGCAUCAAAGAGAAAUGUUCCUUCAAAGCAGUAAAUUCCAGGAAUGAAAUUGUUGGAGUUUUCCUCAAUGGACUCAUUCAUAGGCCUAAAAACGGUGAGGAGCCCGUGAAGCUGGCUGAUGGCUGUGAACACAAGAAAUUCCGGAAAAUCAUGGGUCUCAUGGACUUUAUUGAUACAAAAUUCAAUCUCUUCGAUUUAUAUCCGGACGUUGAUGUCGUGCUGGAUGGAAAAAUCCUCUCAGUGGACAGCAAUUAUCGUGGGAUGGGCAUUUCUGUGGAGCUGACAAACUGCACAAUUGAGUACAUGAAGGAGAACAACAUUCCGCUGAUGCACGUUCUGUGCUCCAGUCACUUCUCCGCGCGUGUCAUGGAGAAAUUGGACUUUGAGGAGGUCUUCAGAAUGCCCUACACAGACUACCUGGACAGCAAUGGACAGCAGGUCCUCUGUCCAGAGCAUCCGCACGAAGCUUGCCGCACGCUAGUCAAGAGAAUCAUUCCAGAAGCCAGCAAAUAGGCACAAGACGG
This is a messenger RNA of Phlebotomus argentipes, 2529 nucleotides long. RefSeq names its product arylalkylamine N-acetyltransferase 1 (gene speck). The record is from RefSeq and is a predicted model, not a curated record. The coding region runs from base 1709 to 2518 and encodes 269 amino acids. The transcript has 4 exons. Gene Ontology annotation, molecular function: N-acetyltransferase activity. NCBI's taxonomy places the organism in Eukaryota, Metazoa, Arthropoda, Insecta, Diptera, Psychodidae.